Molecule: messenger RNA, 807 nt
Organism: Sclerotinia trifoliorum
Lineage: Eukaryota; Fungi; Ascomycota; Leotiomycetes; Helotiales; Sclerotiniaceae
Source: the annotation of a GenBank genome assembly
AUGUCUGAACGAAACAACAAAAACCUUCCACCCACCAAAGCUCCUAUCCCACCAUUCGGUGAACCAGGGAAUCAAGGAAAAUCUGCUCUCCGUCGUGAGAACUUCCUCUGCAAUAUUGCAGAUGCCAUUGUUCCCUCAGGUCUCUUCUUCGGAGAUCAUAACAAGCACCGUCGCGACACCGCAUACAAGUCUGGAGAUUUCAAGAAGGCUGAAGUUGAUGUCCAAGAUGAAGAAGAUGAUUGGGUUAACCUUACAGAUAAGACUACCAAAUCUGGUCCUAUUCAAAUCACUCCUCGUGCUUCCAACUCUCCCGAGCGCUCUAGAGUGAUGACUGUGGCUCAACCUACCACUCCCGGAUUUGAGCAAGCUAGACUCAGCACCAGAUCUUUCAAGAAUGCAAAUGUUGCUUGGGCUAUCACCGGCGAUACUGAUUUAACUCCUGCAGUGGUUGGUCACCCCGAUAACUCCAAGUUCGUGCUUCGCCGAUACGAUAUCCGUGAUCCUACCAAAAUCGAAAAGAAACGUAUUGAACUGCACAUCGAUGGGUUUGACUGGAAUAAUAAGGAACAUGUCGGUAGACUCAACAAGGCUCGUCGACAGUGGGAGAUCAAUACUCUAGAGUCUAAUCCUCAGACUAGUGGGAAGUCUCGGUAAGCUUUGCAUAUGCUAAGAAUGGGGAGUUUUGGAUUGCUGAUUAUAAUUAUUCACAGAGUUACAGUUGAUGGGAGAGACUCUCCAUUCGAUAUCUCGGCUGGAUCGUGGUUGUCGGGUGAGGAAGAGGAUGAUGAUGAUCUAAGACUAAAUUGA